Molecule: messenger RNA, 1335 nt
Organism: Lates calcarifer (barramundi perch)
Lineage: Eukaryota; Metazoa; Chordata; Actinopteri; Centropomidae
Gene: cfap97d2
Product: CFAP97 domain containing 2
Exons: 6
Coding region: 50-1066 (338 amino acids)
Source: RefSeq, a predicted model, not a curated record
ACCAUUCAUUCAUCUCUGCGCUCUCCAGCUGCUGUCAUGGCAACCAUGUAUGACUGGCAGAAAACAGACGGCUGCCUCUGAGCUCCAGUUAACCAGUACAGUUUUAGAGCAUAAACACACUCCCGGGCAGAUGAAGAGCUGGGAUAUCGAGACACCGGGGCAGCCACAGACUGUGAGGACAACUAUGCAGCAUCUGGCAUAUCAACCCCUGCUUCCCGCUGGAAACAAGUAUCUUCAGCAGAAAUGGGACAAGGCUUCAUAUGAUUUACACAGGAGGAAGGUAAAGUCAGCUAAACCUACAAUAAACAUGACCCCACCAAAGACGUAUGGUCACCUGGCUUUGAAGCUGAAGAAACAAAAGCUCGAAGAGGAGUGGACAAUGAAAAUUCAGAGGGAAAACAAUAUGCUUAUGGAGAAAAUAUCGCACAUCAUGAGGACAACUGGAGGAGUUGACAACAGGAAUGACUAUGAGAGGAAAAGCCUUAGCAAGGAGAAGCGACAGCUGGAGUUGCUCCGUAUUACCAAGGAGAAUCAAAUGAUCCUGUUGCGCCUGAGCCAGUGCAGGUCUCACUAUAAUGUGAGGAGCUGGCAUGAGGAUUGGCUCAACACUCUUAAGGUGAUGGAUAGCAUUGCACGUUACCCAAGAGGAAGAUCAACACAGCAAAAGGGACAAGAGAAACCCAGCAAACAGAACAGUGGCUGUGAUAAAGAACAGCAGAUAAGCACAGACGCAGCCACACACAGCCCUGCAAACAACGAUACAAAUGGCAAAGCAGAACCUGAGGAAAAUGAAAAGAAGAAAGAAACCAGCGAGAAACGAGAUACAGGAGCAGAGAUACAGCUUGACACAGAGACACACCCCAUCCCUAGACCAGAUGUACCUGAGAAAACCAUCUCACCAGACACACCUGAAAAUCCUGGUUCGUCUGACGCAGAUCAAAUUACAACAGAUAAACACCCUCACUCUGUUGAACAGUCUGUCUCUUCUGAUGGAUCUGAAAUGUCCAGCACUCUUCACACACCUAAAACACACAAACAGGAAACCGCAAGCACAGAGGAGGGAUAAAAUGCCUUGUACAGUAAAGAGACUUCACCAUAAGCAAUUUGGAUAAAGAUAGUGUUAACUCCAGAACUGGACCCACAUAUUGUAUGGCAAUCAUAUGAUUUUUAAUAUUGGUUUAGUUUAAAAUCUAACAGUAGUAAUUUGUAACAGGCUGUGGAUGAUGUAAUAUCAAAGUCCUUCUCCCUUAUAAUGUCUCUGGUGCUAUUCACCAACAGAAUGCCAAAUAACCUCCUGUAAUGUGUUGCCUUAGUAACAACAAAUAAAAAAAUAAA